AUGGGCAAGAUUAACAAACCCAAACAAAAAGCGCCAUCCGGCCGCACCCGCGCCGCCCGCCGUCAAGCCUCGCCCUCCCUCGGGCUCGACAAGUCUCUCGCGACGCUCCCCCGCGCCUCCGACGACCCGGCGCUGAGCAACAAAGAGGCGACCGCCAAGAAGGUUGGCGAUGCCAUGCUGCGUGCGACGCUGGGUGACAGCGGGGUCAAGAAGCGGAAGCGCGGGGGGAAGGAGGCGAGUCGGCGCCAGAAGGAGCGCAUGGGGAAGGCGGUGGAAAAGGCGGAGGCGGUGAUGGAGAGGCUGGAUAAGAAGCGGGGGGAUAGUAUGAAGAGGGGGAAGGUGGUGAAGGAGAGGAGGGAUGAUUGGGGUGUGCUGAAUGAGAAGAUUGAGGGUGAGGUGGAGGUUGUUAAGGGUGCGGCGGUGAAUGUGGCGUUCGUUUCGCUCCCUCCCCGCUCAUUGAACGAGCGUGGUGUACAGGCAGCACAGCAAGGGACGCCGAAUGGAGCCAUUGCCUCAGGUUUCUUGCUGCCCCCAAAGCGUGUGGUAACCAAGCGGAUCACAUACCCCGUGCUAUGGAAGACUCUUCUGUGCCCGUGA
Molecule: messenger RNA, 597 nt
Organism: Morchella importuna
Lineage: Eukaryota; Fungi; Ascomycota; Pezizomycetes; Pezizales; Morchellaceae
Exons: 6
Coding region: 1-597 (198 amino acids)
Biological process (GO): ribosomal large subunit export from nucleus
Cellular component (GO): nucleolus; preribosome, large subunit precursor
Source: RefSeq, a predicted model, not a curated record